Molecule: messenger RNA, 2850 nt
Organism: Spea bombifrons (plains spadefoot toad)
Lineage: Eukaryota; Metazoa; Chordata; Amphibia; Anura; Pelobatidae
Gene: IFNGR1
Product: interferon gamma receptor 1
Exons: 7
Coding region: 45-1289 (414 amino acids)
Molecular function (GO): protein binding
Source: RefSeq, a predicted model, not a curated record
UUAAAUGUCGGUUCGUGGUGAGGCGUAGGUGGACCGCUGCAGCUAUGUUUUUUCCGCACCUUCUUUUUCACCUUGUGCUCCAACUAACCACAGCGGAAAUAGAUCGCGGCAUCGACAGCACACCGCACCCAGUUCCUGCACCGUUUAACCUGACUCUGAAAUCCUAUAACUUCAAUACUACCUUAUACUGGGCCUAUAGCUUGGCUGAUUUGAUGCCUUACUUUCAAGUGGAAAUCCUGAAUUACAAUAUUGGUAAAAACUGGACUGUUGUCCAGAGCUGCAAAAGGAUUUCAGAAACAUAUUGUGAUCUUUCCAAGCUAAUCAUUGACCCUAAAUCCUAUUACAAUGUGAGAGUCAAAUCAUUUGUUGGAUCGAUGGAAUCUGAAUAUGAGACUAAAAAAGACUUUUGUUUACGAAUCCAUGGCAUCAUUGGUCCCCCUACAUUGUCUGCAUCAUGGAAUGAUAAUAACAUUGUUGUGGAAAUCUGGCACCCUCUUGUACCUUCUACAGAAGAAGAACCACAGACUAUACAGGACAUUUAUAACGAUUUUGAAUAUGACUUGUAUCUGACUGGGAUAAAUUUUACGUACAAGUCUGAUGAAUGCUUUGACGAUGGCUGUAUUGCUUACAUAGUGCCCCCCUCAAAGGAUGGGAGAGUCUGUAUUUCAGCUAAGGGCAGUUCGGAAUAUUGGGUUGUGGUAGGAGAGAAAUCAAAAGAAACCUGUAUACAACUGAAAGAUUUAGAUGCAGAAGGAAGUUACAAGAGGAAGAACAUCCUGAUCCUUGCUUUUGUGAUACUUUGUUUCGUAUUUUUUGUUGGCGUUUUGAUUUGUGCCGUUGCAAUCAAAAUUAGAGCCCGCGACAAGCUUCCUAACUUUCUGAAUAACUUAACGAAGAAUAGGUAUUCAUCCACUUUGCUGAAAUACAACAAUUCGAUGUAUGUUUCUAAAACCCCUAUUGAAAUCACUGGUAAUACAACUUCUAUAAUGGAAGAUGUCAUCUCUCACAAGGAAACAUCAGUUCAGCCUUUCUCCCAAGAACAGUAUGACACAGAAUACGAAAGAGCGAUGACCGAGAAAGAGGAACAGCAAUCUGAACCUGAAUCAGACAGCAGCAACAGUAAUUAUCACACAGAUAAUGGUCAUAAAGACGGUGACAUCAGUAUUGACUCUUUGAUACUUGAAAACAAGGAAGAAAUGCCUAAUGCCAAUCCGGUUUCCAAUUCAUAUGGCUAUGAUAAACCACAUGUUCCCUUAGAUUUACUUACACAAAUGAGCAAAGAUAUUUAACUGAAUGUUAGGUGCUAGGAACUUUGGUUCUGCAUUUCUAAACAAUGAAGUUAUGGAACUCAUGACAAAUUUAAAGCAGAAGAGACAGAUGAGGCAACGGACCGUUGUCACUAGAGCUAGAAUGCCAAAAGGAGACAGUGGUAAUGAUUCAUUACUGGGGAUUUAAAAAAAAAAAAAAAAAAGAGCCUCUCUUGUUUUAUCUACAAGACCUAUCCACCUGAUGUAUUCGUUUGUCUUAGUCUGUUAAUUCUAGUCUUGUCAUACCCCUUGAAUAUAUGUAUUGUAAGAAGCGCUGCUUAAAUUGUUGGCACUAUAUAAAUAAAAGAUAAUACAAGACAAUAACAUCCUGGGGGAGGGGGUUGUAAAAUAUAAUGUUUGUGAUCCAUGGAGCAGGACAUAUGCCUCUCCUUAUGAAGGGCACCCUGUGUCCCAUCUGGCACAGGAUGAAUGAUAAUCCCUGCUACAUGAGAAGCCAUGCUCGGCAGAAUAUUGAGUGUUCCCAGAGAAGCGUGUUUACUCUGGGGAUUGUGGUUUGAGUGGCCAUGGAAGAUAUUGGGUUGAUGUUGAGCCUGGAUUCCGUGGACAAUCCUGCUUUGGGAGUUCUGUAUGAUAGAUCCUUGUUGAUUAAUUGAGGAGGCUACCCAUAUAUAGCAGGGGACAGAAGCACAAGGAUAUGGAACCCUAUCCAAGGACCUUGGAGAGUCCUGCAUAUCAGGAUGUUUGUGUGAAUGUGUUCUAAGUAUGUGCCCAGCUCCUGUAUCCUGGUAGAGAUUGUUACAAACAACUAGAAUAGAGUGAGUGUAGUACAAGGCAUUUCUGCUAGAAUAUAUGUGGUAUCUCUCUCUCUUUGUUUCCCUGUAUUUGUUGUCCUCCAUUUGUAUGACUUCUCCCAUUAAGUGCAUUUUAUUACAUUUUUGUCUGGCUGGAUGAUCCUAGCAUUUUAUGUUAACUCUGGCCCUACCCCUGAGAAAUGCUACCAGGUCACUUCAAAACUAUGGCAGUGUUAUAUAUGUUUAUUUUAAAAUACAUAUAUUAAAAGGGGCUCCUUUUAAGGAUGUAAAUGUUUGACCACUUGUCAGAUUCUUGUUUUUCAUAUCCUUUAGGUAGCCUUUUGUGCUUAGUCUAUCCUAUGGAAUACACUUGGGUGCCCACAGGAGUGUGGGGUGCUGCCCUAUGUGCAGAUAAAGCGCCUGCAUUAGUUUCAAGGCCCAUGACAUUAAAGAACAAUGUGAGUAUUGUGUACAGUGUUUUACUUCACUAUCUUUUUCACCAACCACACCAAUUUUUCCAGGAGGAAAAUGGCAAAGCAAUACAUAGUUCACCCCCGCUGUCAAUCCCCUUGCUGAUAUUUCACUCUGCCCCUUCCAAAACACAAUAUUUGGACUGUAACUAAGUGGUCACCUUACUCGAAAGUGUCAAUCAACAUAAAAGCAAGUGGUUUACACGAUGUUAAUACAUUUUUGGCACUGUACAAUAGAGCAUGCUUGAUAAGUGAAAUGCCUAGUUGCUUUUGUACAGCUUAAUAUAUAUAUAUAAAUAAAACCACUACCCUUUAUAUGCA